Molecule: messenger RNA, 690 nt
Organism: Dendrobium catenatum
Lineage: Eukaryota; Viridiplantae; Streptophyta; Magnoliopsida; Asparagales; Orchidaceae
Exons: 1
Coding region: 1-690 (229 amino acids)
Source: RefSeq, a predicted model, not a curated record
AUGGAGGAUAGAGUUGAACUGUUGAAAUGGUGUUCGGGGAAAACUGUAUCUGCAUUGGUUCAUGAGUCUGCCAUUUUUUACAGUUGUGAUGAUGAGGAGAAAGGAUUUGCCAAUUGGGUACUGAAGCUAAAUUUGAAUAAGAAAGUUGAUAUAUUCUGGUGGAGGAUUGGCAAAAAAGCUAUUCCAACUAAUAUGUUCCUAAAGAACCGUAAGCUUUCUGAAUAUGAUUAUUGUGCUAGAGGCUGCCAAUCCAUUGAAUCCUAUGAGCAUAUUAUGGUUCAUUGCAAGUAUAUGGUGGAUGUGAUUAUGAAAAUUCGUGAAUGGGGUAUCCAUAUACCAAUUUUUCAAUCAUUGGACAAUUGUUUACAGGUUCUGAAAUGUUUAUCUGCCCAGAAAUUUGGAAUUGUGAGAGUUUACUGCACCAUGGUGUAUUUGCCAUGGAGGAAUCGUAAUGAUGUUAAGCAUCAGAAGGCUACUUUGCCGUGCUCUUUGGUAGUUUCCAAUGCAUUGUUCUUAGCUACUUAUAUUUCUAAUCCAUUUCUUACAAGCUGGGGCACUAAUCUCCUUAGGGAGUCCCAAAAUUCUUGGUGCCCUCCUCCAAAGGAUUGGAUUAAAAUUAAUGUGGAUGCUUCUUUAAUUAGCUCUAAUCAAGCUGGAAUUGGUGGAAUUUUUAGGGACCAUAAGGGCUGA